AUGCGGCUAUUAAAACCAACGUAUCUACGCUCAUUCCUGCUGCUCUGUCUGCUCACCGCCACCGGAUCAACGCAUUUACAACGCAUGCAAGACAUGGCAGUGAAUGAUCCGUUUCUCGAUACACUACGCCGAAUUUACGAAGAGGAUCCCUUUGAUACACUUUUCCUAUUACAAACAGCCAACAAAAGUUGUCUACCUAUUGACGAACUGUGGAAGCACUUACAAAUACCGUUGAUACUCGUCUCCGGCUAUAAGGCAUCGGAAGGCAAGCUAAAGGACCAUUUCAACAGUAAUAUUCUGACAGUAAUUUGCUUGCAAGAACAGCUCAAUCUCAAGCUACUCAGCAUUAUGGCCGCCAACUUACAACACAUACGUCAGACUCGCAUUAUUUUACGCAUCGCAGUCGCAAAACCCUCGCCCACGCUUCUAACUACGUUACGGAACUACUUGGAAGUUCAGAUCAUGUCGAAUGUGAUUGCGAUCUUCAAUGACUUCUACACAGAAUCACUGAUCUAUCGAUAUUACCCAUUUCCCAGUGGACAUUGGUUGCCCGAGCUUUUGAGUAAAACGCAGAUCUACUUUCCUUGUCACUACACUAAUCUGCAAGGAAGAACUUUCAUUACUCUGCCGGGACAAGCUGAGCCACGUACUAUGAUUUAUGAAGACGCCUCAGGUCAACAACAUUUGAGUGGCUACAUUGGCCGUCUGAUGAUCGCCUUUGCGGAAAAGUACAAUGCCACAUUCCAAUAUUUACAUCCAGUCACACCAGGUGACGGUCUACAUUUGAGCGUUCUAUGUGAUUAUGUCACGGAAGGUAUGUUGGACUUGGCAAUCACUUUCGUCUCAACAGCUUUUCUUGUGCAUAUCAACUAUUCUAUGAAGUCGUAUCCAGUGGAGUCGAUUGAAUGGUUUAUUGUAUUGCCAUGUCCGCAACCGGUAGAAUAUUCGAAAAUAUACUUGAUGGUCGUCACGACACAGGUCAUCACAAUUUUAGCGAUUUUGGGUUUGCUCUUCUCAAUUGUGGACAAUUUUAUACAUCAUAAAUUCUACAAAAAGUCAAAUGACUUCAAUUUGGUCAAUGUAUUAGUUAAUGAAAAUAUCUACCGCGGCGUUCUUGGUCUUUCCCUACUCAUACGGAAUCGUCCAAUACUUUCAAUGAAAAUGCUUUACACUUUUCUCUUUCUACUCGGCCUCUUCGUUAACAACCUGUAUUCAGCUUACUUCCAAUCGUUGCUCAUGAGCCCUCCACUGAAGCCGAGAAUUCUUACAUUCGAUGAUAUGCGACGGGCUAAUUUCAAAGUCAUGCUCAACCGCAAUGAAAUCGAAAUUGUCCAACAAGCUAUGGGACCUGCUUUCAAUAAAACAUUCAAGGAUAUAUUACAACUAGAAGAUACCAAAACAUUUAAGCGUCAUCGUGGGGAGUACGACACAACAUAUGGCUAUAGUAUGCCGGAAUCAAUUUGGCCCAUUUUCGAGUUACAACAACAAACAUUCGAGAGAAAAGUAUUCUGUUUGGCUCCAACGUUAAAAAUUUCUGACCAUAUAUUGAUGAGCAUACCCUUGGCUGAGAAUUCAUACCUAAUGGAGCCUUUGAACAAGAUGAUACUUCGAGUAAUCGAAACAGGUCUUGUGGAACAAUGGCGCACAAUGACUUUCAUGGAUAUGUGGGCAACUGGGAAAUUAUCGCUCAAGGACAAUAGUAGCAUCGAGCACUUUCACGAUAUUCGUGUGGAAGAUAUGACGUUGCCGUGGUACUUACUUCUCUGUGGACUGGGUAUGAGCAGUGUUGUUUUUAUUGUGGAACGUUUUGUGUUAGUGCAUUUCAUUAAAAAGACCCUAAAAAUAGCAUGCAAACCUCCGUCUGUGACAUCCUCCAAAAAACGCCUCUACAAUCUGAUUGAUUACAUCCCCAGACUUGUAAGUCUUUCUCUCAAACAC
Messenger RNA from Anastrepha obliqua, 1938 nucleotides. RefSeq lists its product as uncharacterized. The annotation marks the transcript as partial. The record is from RefSeq and is a predicted model, not a curated record. NCBI's taxonomy places the organism in Eukaryota, Metazoa, Arthropoda, Insecta, Diptera, Tephritidae. The transcript is spliced from 3 exons.